Saccostrea echinata is the source of this 669-nucleotide messenger RNA. RefSeq names its product craniofacial development protein 2-like. Gene Ontology annotation, biological process: chromatin remodeling. Gene Ontology annotation, cellular component: nucleus. Gene Ontology annotation, molecular function: catalytic activity. The coding region runs from base 1 to 669 and encodes 222 amino acids. Lineage: Eukaryota; Metazoa; Mollusca; Bivalvia; Ostreida; Ostreidae. The transcript has a single exon. The record is from RefSeq and is a predicted model, not a curated record.
AUGACGCUGGUGGAUGAAAGCCAGUUGGAAGUCCACAAGCCGAAGUCCCUAUGCACACCUAAAGACAACAUAUACAUAGGGAGCUGGAAUGUGAGAUCUAUGUAUGUUACAGGGAAAACAGCCCAGAUAGAACAGGAGAUGGAUAGAUACCGACUGGAUAUAAUAGGGCUAAGCGAAGUCAGAUGGCCUAUGAAUGGAAAAACUACAUUGCAAAGUGGGAAACUAGUGCUUUACUCAGGACGAGAGGAUGGAUUACAUCAAGAAGGAGUAGGAAUAAUGCUGACAAAGAAAGCUAAGAAGUCAUUGAUGGAAUGGAAACCCAUAAAUGAGAGAUUGAUGUAUGCAAGAUUCUAUACAUCAACUCUAAAGAUAAGCCUGAUUGUAAUGUAUUCACCAACAAAUGAAAGCCCUGAAGAGACAAAGGAAACAUUCACGGAAGAACUGCAGGAAGUUAUUUAUAACACUCCAAAACAUGACAUACUGCUCAUUAUUGGAGAUUUCAAUGCAAAGGUUGGCAGCAACAACAAAGGCCAUGAAAGUGCUAUGGGGAAGCAUGGAAUAGGAGAGCGAAAUGAAAAUGGAGAACGACUAUUAGAUAUAUGCGAGCUCAACAACUUAGUCACAGUUAGAGGAGUUAGAGUUAGUUACAGGAACAAUAUUUCCUCAUAA